CCUCUCUCGCACCUGCGUGUCCCUCCGCGCUCGGGCUGGUGCAACUUCUCCCUGCGCUAGCCGGGAAGGGGUUUUGGCCUUGCCUCUCGCGAGAUCGUCUCCAGUUGCUGCCGCGGCCGUUUCUGGCCGCUGACUGGCGGCGCCUGCGCAGCCGCCAUGUUCGGUUGCUAUGCUGCGGCCUGGGAGACGGGGUGUGCUUGAGGCAGGAGGAGGAGACAGAGGAGGAGGAAAAGGAGGGGGGUGGUUUAGCUCCUCUUGCACUCUCACACACAAACGCUGCCCAGGAUUACCCACCCGCUCCCGCCGCGCUGCGCGCUUUUCCGCUCCUCGUGGCCCCCCCACAUUGUUCUCUCAGGACUCCUGGGUCCCCAGGGGCUGCAGUUGGACCUGAGCCGGGGAGGGACGAGACUUGGCUUUGGCCGAAGGGUCGGAGGUUUGGGGUCAGCCCCCCCAGCCCCCUCCCCCACGGCAUUUUUGGGGGGUGUGGAUUAUCUCAUCUCCGCAGGGAGGUGGGAGAGGGCGCCGGCUGCCCGCCUCCGUGCCACCUCCCUGGCGGCGCCGGCCCGCGGCAGCCCCGCAGCAUGAGGUGGUGCUGGCGGCUCGGGGUCGUGGCGCGGCCGCUGCGGCGGCUGCUGCUCGGGGGGCGCUGAGGGAGCCCCCCGGAGCGGCACGGCGGACGCGCUCAUCCUUGGCGCGCCCGGGCCUCGAGGCUUUUUUUCUCCAGCCGAGGGGACGCGGCUGUGACACGAAGACCUCGUGUGGACAGUAAUGACCUCACGUUUCCGAUUGCCUGCUGGCAGAACCUACAAUGUACGAGCAUCCGAGUUGGCCCGAGACAGACAGCAUACAGAGGUGGUUUGCAACAUCCUUCUUCUGGAUAACACUGUACAAGCUUUCAAAGUUAAUAAACAUGCUCAGGGGCAAGUUCUGUUGGAUAUAGUCUUCAAGCAUCUUGAUUUGACUGAGCAAGACUAUUUUGGUUUACAGUUUGCUGAUGAUUCCACAGAUAACCCAAGGUGGCUGGAUCCAAACAAACCAAUAAGGAAGCAGCUAAAGAGAGGAUCUCCUUACAGUUUGAACUUUAGAGUCAAAUUUUUUGUAGGUGACCCCAACAAGUUACAAGAAGAAUAUACAAGGUACCAGUAUUUUUUGCAAAUUAAACAAGACAUUCUUACUGGAAGAUUGCCUUGUCCUUAUAAUACUGCUGCCCUUUUAGCUUCAUUUGCUGUUCAGUCUGAACUUGGAGACUACAAUCAGUCAGAGAACUUGCCAGGCUACCUCUCAGAUUAUUCUUUCAUUCCUAAUCAACCUCAAGAUUUUGAAAAAGAAAUUGCAAAAUUACAUCAACAACAUAUAGGCUUAUCUCCUGCAGAAGCAGAAUUUAAUUACCUAAACACAGCACGUACCUUAGAACUCUAUGGAGUAGAAUUCCACUAUGCAAGGGAUCAAAGUAACAAUGAAAUUAUGAUUGGAGUGAUGUCAGGUGGAAUUCUGAUUUAUAAGAACAGGGUACGAAUGAAUACUUUUCCAUGGUUGAAGAUUGUAAAAAUUUCUUUUAAGUGCAAACAGUUUUUUAUUCAACUUAGAAAAGAAUUGCAUGAAUCUAGAGAAACAUUGUUGGGAUUUAAUAUGGUGAAUUACAGAGCAUGUAAAAAUUUGUGGAAAGCAUGUGUAGAACAUCACACAUUCUUCCGUUUGGACAGACCACUUCCACCUCAAAAGAAUUUUUUUGCACAUUAUUUUACAUUAGGUUCAAAAUUCCGGUACUGUGGGAGAACAGAAGUCCAGUCAGUUCAGUAUGGCAAAGAAAAGGCCAAUAAAGACAGAGUAUUUGCAAGAUCCCCAAGUAAGCCCUUGGCACGGAAAUUAAUGGAUUGGGAAAUAGUCAGCAGAAAUUCAAUAUCUGAUGACAGGUUAGAAACACAAAGCCUUCCAUCACGGUCUCCACCUGGAACUCCUAAUCAUCGAAAUUCUGCAUUCACGCAAGAGGGAACACGGCUACGACCAUCUUCAGUUGGUCAUUUGGUAGAUCAUGUGGUUCAUACUUCCCCAAGAGAAGUAUUUGUGAAUCAGAGAUCUCCAUCAUCAACACAAGCUAAUAGCAUCGUUCUGGAAUCAUCACCAUCACAGGAGUCUCCCGGAGAUGGACAGCCUCCAGCUUUGCCACCCAAACAAUCUAAGAAAAACAGUUGGAACCAAAUUCAUUAUUCACAUUCUCAGCAAGAUCUAGAAAAUCAUAUUAAUGAAACAUUUGAUGUUCCAUCUUCCCCCGAGAAACCUACUCCAAAUGGUGGUAUUCCACAUGAUAAUCUUGUUCUAAUCAGAAUGAAACCUGAUGAAAAUGGAAGGUUUGGAUUCAAUGUAAAGGGAGGAUAUGAUCAGAAGAUGCCUGUGAUUGUGUCCCGGGUAGCACCAGGAACACCUGCUGACCUCUGUGUCCCUCGAUUGAAUGAAGGGGACCAAGUUGUUCUGAUCAAUGGUCGGGACAUUGCAGAACAUACUCAUGAUCAGGUUGUCCUGUUUAUUAAAGCUAGCUGUGAGAGACAUUCUGGGGAACUCAUGCUUCUAGUUCGACCUAAUGCUGUAUAUGAUGUAGUGGAAGAAAAGCUAGAAAAUGAGCCAGACUUCCAGUACAUUCCUGAGAAAGCCCCACUAGAUAGUGUCCAUCAGGAUGACCAUUCCCUGCGGGAGUCAAUGAUCCAGCUGGCUGAGGGACUUAUCACUGGAACAGUCCUGACACAAUUUGAUCAACUUUAUCGGAAAAAACCUGGAAUGACAAUGUCUUGUGCCAAAUUACCUCAGAACAUUUCCAAAAAUAGAUACAGAGAUAUCUCGCCUUAUGAUGCUACACGGGUCAUUUUAAAAGGUAAUGAAGACUACAUCAAUGCAAACUAUAUAAAUAUGGAAAUUCCUUCUUCCAGCAUUAUAAAUCAAUACAUUGCUUGUCAAGGGCCAUUACCACACACUUGUACAGAUUUUUGGCAGAUGACUUGGGAACAGGGCUCCUCCAUGGUUGUAAUGUUGACCACACAAGUUGAACGUGGCAGAGUUAAAUGUCACCAAUACUGGCCAGAACCCACAGGAAGUUCAUCCUAUGGAUGCUACCAAGUCACCUGCCACUCGGAAGAAGGAAACACUGCCUAUAUCUUCAGGAAGAUGACACUAUUUAACCAAGAGAAAAAUGAGAGUCGUCAAGUCACUCAGAUCCAGUACAUAGCCUGGCCUGACCAUGGAGUCCCUGAUGAUUCAAGUGACUUUCUAGAUUUUGUUUGUCAUGUACGAAAUAAGAGGGCUGGCAAGGAAGAACCCAUUGUUGUUCAUUGCAGUGCUGGAAUUGGAAGAACUGGGGUUCUUAUUACUAUGGAAACAGCCAUGUGUCUCAUUGAAUGCAAUCAGCCUGUUUAUCCACUAGACAUUGUAAGGACAAUGAGAGAUCAACGAGCCAUGAUGAUCCAAACACCUAGUCAAUACAGAUUUGUAUGUGAAGCUAUUUUGAAAGUUUAUGAAGAAGGCUUUGUUAAACCCUUAACGACAUCAAAUAAAUAAGAAAGCAAAAGGUCUGGGAUAUGUGUUGGAAAACUGCUUUCCCUUCUACUCACUUUGCCAUAAUACUGCCCGCAGGAAAUGGCAUCUAACAAAUAAAAAAAAAAAAAAGAAGAAGAACUCAAAAAAACUUUGAAAACUUCAGCACUGUUGCACUUUAUGUUUUAAAAAAGUCACUCUUUCACAAUCUAUAACUCAAUGUGUUUGAAGACUAUUUCAUGCUUUGCUCCGAACAAAUAGUGAAUAACUGAGUAUGUUCAGGGUAAUUUAUGAAGUUUUGUGGUGGUGCCAUACAGUCCCCUUUUGGUAGAAUUGCCACAAGCAAGGCUCAGAAUUCUCAUCAUCUCUGUUAUACACCUAUAUCUUGAAAGCAAAAAGAAGUAAACAUCAGGAGUCAGCUCUGGU
Molecule: messenger RNA, 3948 nt
Organism: Lemur catta (Ring-tailed lemur)
Lineage: Eukaryota; Metazoa; Chordata; Mammalia; Primates; Lemuridae
Gene: PTPN4
Product: protein tyrosine phosphatase non-receptor type 4
Exons: 27
Coding region: 769-3546 (925 amino acids)
Biological process (GO): protein dephosphorylation
Cellular component (GO): cytoplasmic side of plasma membrane; cytoplasm; cytoskeleton
Molecular function (GO): protein tyrosine phosphatase activity; cytoskeletal protein binding
Source: RefSeq, a predicted model, not a curated record